CGCUCGCCGUGACUGCCAGCAACAAACAGGCUCAGAUCAAAGCAGCAUCUCUUCAUCAUGCUGGCAGCUCCGGGCCGACGGAGGAGGAACACGUUGUUUUAGUGUUUUGUUUGUGCGUAAACUUGGAUAAAUAAGGUGUUUUUUGGGGGGGUCACAAUGGGAAGAGGCAGAGAAUCGGCGAUAUCCGACGCGGACUUCACGUUUAUCAGCCCAGCUGUGAAGUAUCUGCUUUUUCUUUUUAAUUUUAUAUUCUGGAUAAUUUCCUUUGUCAUGGUGGCGAUUGGUGUGUAUGCUCGCCUGAUAAAGCAAGCAGAGACAGCUUUAGCUUGUCUGGCAGUGGACCCUGCCGUCAUGCUCAUGGUCGUGGGAAUCUUCAUGUUCAUCGUCACCUUCUGUGGAUGUGUGGGCUCCUUACGAGAAAACUUAUGCCUCCUGCAGACAUUCUGCAUCAGUCUGACAGUCAUCUUCAUUCUGCAGCUGAUUGCCGGUAUCUUGGGCUUCAUCUUUUCCGAUAAGGGAAGAGGUAAAGUAACAGAGAUGAUCAAUAAAUCCAUCGUCCACUAUAGAGAUGACAUCGAUCUGCAAAACCUCAUCGAUUUUGGCCAAAAAGAAUUCCGCUGCUGUGGCGGUGAGGCCUUCACCGACUGGUCCCAAAACAUAUAUUUCAACUGCAGCGACAAAAACCCGAGCAGAGAGCGCUGCUCCGUCCCUUUCUCCUGUUGCAUCAUGACCAAAGAUAUGAUAUUCAACACUAUGUGUGGUCAGGGCAUGCAGGAAUUAACGUACAUCAGAGCAGGAGAACACAUUUAUACCGAUGGCUGCAUCGACAAACUGGCGAACUGGAUCCACAGUAACCUGUUUAUCAUAGGAGGCAUCGCUUUGGGGCUUGCUAUACCGCAGCUGGUCGGCAUGCUUCUGUCUCAGAUUUUGAUCAAUCAGAUCAAAGACCAGAUCGAGCUGCAGAACUACAACGCCAGGCACCGCUCAGACCCGUGGAGCUGAACCAAAUCCGGAUGUUUUUAAACAGCACCGACUGUCAUGCACUUUAGUGACUUCUAAAGAGAAUGGAAUGUUAGUGUAAGAUGCAAAACUCUGCUGCCCCCUUCUGGACACUUUCAAUUUUCAAACUGAUAGAGAUGCUACAAGAACAUUUCUUACUUAUUUGUUGUCACAAAUGCCUUAAGUAUAACAUUGUGGUAUUUAUUCUGAAAUAACUUUUAAAAAAAGGAGAACUCAUUCAUUUAAAUUUAUUCAACUUGGAAGAGUUGGAAGAGUGUCCACCCUGAGACUUGGAAGAUUUAGACUAAAAAUGGGACUAAUUGCUUGACGCUCAGCAUUAAAAGGUUCAGGCCCAGAUGUGCAAUAACCAAUUUAACUUAAUUUAAAAAUGCAUGUUGUUAUAAACCUAUUUUUAAAAGAAAGAAGUGAACAUAUAGUUGUUUUUCUUCACUAUUAUGACAUUUCAUUUUUGGAUUAUUUACAUUAUCCUCAAUCUCUUUUUUAUUUUAUUUUACCAAAUUAAUACUUGAAAUACACAACUUUUUUAUUAAAUUAAAUUAACACUAACAAAUGUGUGUUUUUACUGAGAAAAUGUCUGCAUUCUGUAACACUGUCUCCUAAUUUGUUGUUGAAAACAGGCAUAAAUAAAUAUUAAGUAUCAUUUUUUUCCCUCUAUAUGAAACCUUUAAAUUGAAUACUUGUAAUGUAAAUGCAGCAGAAAUGUACGUGACGCAAGUCCUGAAUCCAAACAUAUCAUUUGUCUGUUAUUUUACAGCUGCGGUGGCGGUAAAGAGCGCAGCAAAGAGUGAAAUGUAAUUCAGGAAGAGAAAACUAAUGAAAAGAGUCUUCCAUUGUAUGCUUUAAAUGUAUGUGUGAUUUAUAGUGUGUAUAUAUACUGUAGGUGCUUGUAGCUCUGAGCUCCAGCGCUCUGUGUGUGGUCCUUUUUUUU
Molecule: messenger RNA, 1948 nt
Organism: Oryzias melastigma (Indian medaka)
Lineage: Eukaryota; Metazoa; Chordata; Actinopteri; Beloniformes; Adrianichthyidae
Gene: tspan33a
Product: tetraspanin 33a
Exons: 8
Coding region: 157-1002 (281 amino acids)
Cellular component (GO): membrane
Source: RefSeq, a predicted model, not a curated record